Messenger RNA from Oppiella nova, 1665 nucleotides. NCBI's taxonomy places the organism in Eukaryota, Metazoa, Arthropoda, Arachnida, Sarcoptiformes, Oppiidae. The record is from the annotation of a GenBank genome assembly.
GUUUGAGUGAAUGUGUGAUGUCUUGAGAUGAGUCGGUCGACCACUGCAUCGGUGGACCAAUUGGUGGACAGGGCUGUCAAGUGUGUGCAGUCCAUGCAAUACAGUGUCAGUUGCGGUCACUUCUUAGUGGCCUUCAAAGUAUCACUUAAUUGUCAAUCACGCGAAUCACACCAACAAUUGACAGACAAAUGGAGACCAACUUUCUUGUAUGCCUUCGACAGACAUAUGAAUCACUUGCAGACUGUGGUCAACGCAGACAACGACACUAUCAUUGAUGCCUUCAACGAAGCCAUAGAAGCGCUUCCAGACUGCGAAGACCUUCACUACAAUAAAGGCCUCUAUUUUUUCAAAAAAGGAUGUCUUUCAGAGGCUGUCGAGUGCUUUGUGUCAUCGCUGGCACUGAACCCGGACUAUAAUUUGUCUCAUUUGUGUCUCGAGAACAUCAAGUCUUCGGCUAUCGCUCGAUGGCAUUACAUAAUGAUCAACGAUAUCAAGAGAAACAGUGUCUUCAAGACAGCCAUUCAUAGGGCCAUUGAAAGCGGUUUUAAUACUGUUUUGGAUAUCGGCGCCGGUUCUGGACUCUUGAGUCUAUAUUCGGUGAAAUCUGGCGCUCAUAAGGUCUACGCGUGUGAAGUGUCGGAUAUGUUAUACCAUUUAUGUCGAGAUGUGUUGCAAACCAAUGGAGUGAUGGAUAAAGUGGUGCUCUUCAACGAAAUGUCCACUAAUUUACGUAUUCCUCAGAUGAUUGAAAAGCCAGUACAUCUGGUGGUGACCGAGAUAUUCGACGCGGCGUUGUUUGGCGAACACGUCUUAACCACUAUUUACUCAGCCCUUAAGAAUUUAGUUGAUCCCAACCACGGAAUGGUUGUCCCAAACAGAGCUACAGUUUAUGGGGUUCUUAUAGAGAGUAAUGAAUUGAGAGAUGUUUUUACUGUUAACCGAAGACAGUUCGGAGACAUUCGUGUUUCAGAUGACGUGUCCUUUUGUGUCGAUUUUAAUGAUAUGAAGUACACGACAACCAAUUUGUCCAAAGUUGCCGACAAAAAGUUUUUAAGCAAACCAUUUGAAAUAAUUGAUAUCAAUUUCAAUGAUAUUUUGCAAAUCGAAAAACUCUUAGAAAGGGAUCACAUGUUUGGCAUUGAUGUGAAUUGUGUGACUGAGGGAACACUUGAUGCGAUCGGAGUUUGGUUUGACUUAAAUCUAAUCCAAGACAUUCACAUAUCAACAGAACCUCCUUCUGAGCUAAUAGGAUGGGAACAGGCUAUAUAUCCGGCAACUGUCCGACCCGUCACUACUGAAAUUCUUCAAAACAUUGAUGUGAAGAAAAUUGAAUAUUCAGAACUGAGUGACUCUUUCGACUUAUUGGAAAUCAAUUUCAAUGAUUUAAGUCAAUCAAAGGAUGAGAUCGAUGUCGAGCCAAACAAUAAGUGUUGUGUGAAUGUUGUUCAAUGUGGACAAUUGGAUGCAAUACUCUAUUGGUAUGAAUUGCAUUUAACUCAACAAAUUGUCAUCAACUCAUUCAAUAUGAGUCCCAACUGGCAUUUGGCAGCUUUUAUAUCCAAAGAACCCAUUGCUGUCAAUCCCAAGAAUAUGAUUCAGUUCUCAGUGAUGUUCACUAAUGGUUUCUUACGGUUCAAGGAUUUGCGUUGCGAGCCAUUUAUUUAG